AUGCUCGGGAUGGAGACGGUGAAUUAUCAAGUUAUCACCCACCACUUUGAAUGGCGCAAUGUCUUCCGUGUCCUCUGGUAUCCCUUCGAGCUCUAUACUGUCCCAUACAUCUUCUCUAAUCGCGCAUCUCGGGUGAACAGCGUAGUUAGGACAAACAGAACAAGCAUAAGCCCCAUAGUAGGGACUGGCUCUUGUGUUCCAUGGAGACCAACAGAUCCAAAGGAUGGAGAGUUGGUGAAAUGCGAGAUUUAUGGCGAAGUCCAAAUGAGCUCUCAGCUCUCUGGUUUUCCAGAUUUGACACUGUCGUUUGCGAAUCCAUCGGUGUUAGAAGACGUGAGGUUUCAUCUGUGCGUUCGCUUCAGGCCUUGGGAGUCUCAUCAAGUUCUCUCCUUUGUUCCUCCAGAUGGGCAAUUCAAGCUCAUGAGUUACAGGGUGAAGAAGCUGAAGAACACACCUUUAUAUGUAAAGCCUCAAGUAACAUCAGAUUCCGGUACAUGUCAAGUUAGUGUGUUGGUUGGGGUCAAAAGCGAACUUGGGAAGACGAUCGAGUGGAAAACUUUGAGUUUCGAGCUUCCUCAUUGUGUUUCAUCUGCAGAUCUCUCAUCAAAUCAUGGAACUGUAACCAUACUCUCUAACAAGACAUGUACAUGGCCGAUUGGGCGAAUACCGAAGGACUCCAUGUUUGUCUGGGACAUUAGUGUUGGAGACGGGUUUGGAGCGGCUACAUGUGUUUCCUACAUUCAAGCUCGGGUUUAA
This is a messenger RNA of Microthlaspi erraticum, 756 nucleotides long. NCBI's taxonomy places the organism in Eukaryota, Viridiplantae, Streptophyta, Magnoliopsida, Brassicales, Brassicaceae. The record is from the annotation of a GenBank genome assembly.